AUUAAAAAAAAUUUUGUUUGGGUUGCGGCCAAUACUUGUCAUGUGACUAUAAUUAUAGCCUCAUGUUUUCUCGAUCUCUCUGAUUAUUAAAGUGCCCGCCGAAGCUAGCUUCUUGAGUAUAAUAUAAAAUAGCUAAUAGAUCUACUGUCACCUCAUUCCCAGUCAUGGCGAUGGGUCCGAUUAAUGUUCAUUUUGGACAGACUUUGUUCCACAUAGCAAUUGCUGUGAUCAUGGUGUCCACAGGAACCAUCAACACACUCGCUGCUAAAUGGGCUGAUUUCAUCUACUCUCCUGGAAACAACCCGAAGGCAGAGCACGUCUUUAUCCACCCCUAUCUACAGGCUGUGCUGAUGUUUAUGGGAGAGAUGGCCUGCCUCUUUGCGUUCAAAAUUUGGUACUACUCUGUAAAGUUUAGCAAGAAGGACAUUAGUACCUUUGGGCCUCAAAAAUUCAGUCCGUUCGUGUGGGCUAUUCCUGCCAUGUGUGAUCUACUAGGGACAUCUACCAUGUACCUAGCUCUGACCUGGACAUACGCUGCAAGCUUCCAAAUGUUACGGGGGAGUGUGAUCAUCUUUACUGGAAUUCUGUCCGUUGCUUUUCUCGGGAACAAGCUCAAGCUUCACCAGUGGUUAGGGAUGUUUGGUGUGAUGAUUGGUCUCGUAAUUGUGGGUGUGGGAGACGUGGUGUUCUUUCAAAACACUGGUGGAUAUGACGCGACUUUCGUGUUGGCUGGUGACCUUCUCAUUGUUUUGGCACAAGGUAUUGCAGCCAUUCAAAUGACAGUGGAGGAGAAGAUUAUCAAGAAGUACAACGUCCCUCCACUCCAAGGUGUGGGCUGGGAAGGUGUGUUUGGUUUCUCCGUUCUGCUUGUGCUACUUGUACCUAUGUACUUCAUUCCUUGGCAUUUACCUGCUACGCAAGACUUGUGGCAAACGACUGUUCGAUUCGAAGACUCCAUUGAUGCUCUCUUGCAAAUUUUUAACUCCCCUCUCCUUCUCGUCUCAACCCUCGGCCUAAUUGUGAGUAUUGCCUUCUUCAACUUUUCUGGCCUGACUGUCACUCAGAAAAUGAGUGCCACGACUAGAAUGGUCUUAGACAGUGUUCGUACGAUCUUCAUUUGGGUUUUUUCCCUCAGUGUUGGAUGGCAGAAGUUUGAGCCCCUUCAACCAGUGGGUUAUGUAAUCCUCUUUGUGGGCACGUGCAUCUAUUAUGACCUCAUCUUUAUGCCAUUCAUUCGCUUCAUGCGGAAAAAGCUUUCGUCUAAUGGAUACGAUCCAGACAUGAACUCCGAGAAAAAGCCACUCCUCCGUCCCACACCCAUCAACAGUGAUUGGUCGGGUGAGGAAAAGGAUUACACAGGAUGAGAGUAUCUCUGGAGUACUAUAAACAUACAAUAAUGUAUGCACUGUGUGCUGUAGAAGCUGCCCCUUUCUUUAAUUUCUUGUUACUCUGAGUUGUUGAAAUGUUUGAUGCCUUCCCCUG
Halichondria panicea is the source of this 1482-nucleotide messenger RNA. RefSeq names its product solute carrier family 35 member F6-like. NCBI's taxonomy places the organism in Eukaryota, Metazoa, Porifera, Demospongiae, Suberitida, Halichondriidae. The coding region runs from base 165 to 1364 and encodes 399 amino acids. The record is from RefSeq and is a predicted model, not a curated record. The transcript has 4 exons. Gene Ontology annotation, cellular component: intracellular membrane-bounded organelle; membrane.